Molecule: messenger RNA, 1257 nt
Organism: Neohortaea acidophila
Lineage: Eukaryota; Fungi; Ascomycota; Dothideomycetes; Mycosphaerellales; Teratosphaeriaceae
Exons: 4
Coding region: 1-1257 (418 amino acids)
Source: RefSeq, a predicted model, not a curated record
AUGUCGGGCGAAGCAGCAGCAGCGGCGGAGGGAAUCGAGACCCAUGAGCACGCCCCAGGAGCAGCACCAGCCGGCCCGGCCGCCAGUCACGGUAGCAGUGCAGACGUAGGCGCAGGGGUGGGAGGGCCAGCAUUGUCAUCGAGCGCCACCGCUCGUCUGCCUUAUGUUGCUCCAUCCUCCUACCUGCGCCCUCCAUCCCGCUCUUCUGCGCCGCAAUCGCCGUCGAAUCGCAUUCAGCCCGUGGCAGCAGGCUCGGAUGCAGCAGACAGCGAAUCGACUGCCUCUCAAUCGAUGACGCCGUUGGACGCGGAGCAGAUUGCGGGUCUGAAGGCGAUCCGUGCCUUUCUCAAGGUCCGCACGAGCUACGAUGUCCUGCCUCUGAGCUACCGUUUGAUUGUUUUCGAUACUUCCCUCCUCGUGAGGAAGAGCUUGAACGUUCUAAUCCAGUGUGGCAUCGUCUCCGCACCUCUAUGGGAUUCCAAGACUUCAACUUUCGCCGGCUUGCUCACUGUCAACGACUACAUCAACGUUGUGCAAUAUUACUGGCAGAACCCCGAAGCCCUUUCGCAGGUCGACCAAUUCAAGCUCAGUAGUCUUCGCGAAGUCGAGCGCGCACUGGGCGUCACUCCCAUCGAGACCGUCUCCAUCCACCCCCUGCGUUCGCUGUAUGAGGCAUGUACUCGCAUGCUGCAAUCUCGCGCCAGGCGAAUCCCACUCGUCGAUGUGGAUGACGAAACGCAGCGAGAGAUGGUGGUCAGCCUGGUCACGCAAUACCGCAUCCUCAAAUUUGUCUCGGUCAAUGUACGCGAGACGCAGAUGCUUCGGAAGCCGCUUCGCGAUCUGCCCACCGUCGGUACCUACGGCAAUCUUGCCGUGGCGCACAUGGACACCCCCGUGAUGAGCGUCAUCCAUACCCUGGUCAAGAGAGACAUUUCCUGCGUCCCCAUCCUGGACAAGGAUGGCACUUUACUGAACGUCUUCGAGGCGGUGGAUGUCAUUGUCCUCCUUAAGGGCGGCGACUAUGACAAUCUCAACUUGAGCGUCGGCAAAGCGUUGGAGAAGCGGGCAGAUGACUUCCCGGGAAUCUACACCUGCACAAUCAACGACAGACUGGGCACCAUCUUUGACACCAUCCGCAAGUCGCGGGUGCAUCGAUUGAUCAUCAUCGACGAAAACAAGCAGUUGAAGGGGUUGUUGUCUCUCAGCGAUAUCCUCCACUACACGCUCAACAGUCCUAUCGGGGAUGAGGAGCCUUGA